Molecule: messenger RNA, 2244 nt
Organism: Sinocyclocheilus rhinocerous
Lineage: Eukaryota; Metazoa; Chordata; Actinopteri; Cypriniformes; Cyprinidae
Product: FAS-associated death domain protein-like
Exons: 2
Coding region: 275-856 (193 amino acids)
Biological process (GO): extrinsic apoptotic signaling pathway; positive regulation of innate immune response; regulation of apoptotic process
Cellular component (GO): CD95 death-inducing signaling complex
Molecular function (GO): caspase binding; death receptor binding
Source: RefSeq, a predicted model, not a curated record
UGAACAAUUCGCCCUCGAAUCGGACACCGCUAGUAGCGAAUAUGUCCAAAUGAUUCAUUAUUACAAAAAGACUGGUUCAAAAGAACGACUCAUCUGUGAAACAAGUUACCAUCAAACUGAAGUUGUUGGCGGGUGUCAUUUUUUGUUUCUAGCGGACCCACCGAAGCAGAGUGGGGGAUUUUCAUGAUGGUGAGAUCCAGAGCUGAAAGCGAAAGCGGGCGUCGUGCGGCAGUGCUGUAGCAGUUACUGGUGCUAGCGUUCAAACAAACACAUCAUGGAAAAGAGCGGAUUUAGAGCGAUGUUACUAGCGAUCUCUGAUAAACUUACUGAAGACAAUUUGACAAGUUUAAAGUUUUUGUGCACCGACAUCGGGAAGAAAAGGCUCGAGAAAAUCAAUAAGGGGAUUGAUCUUUUCGAGUGCUUGAUCGAAAAAACUGCAAUUGGGCCUGAUAACACGGAACUUCUGCGAGAACUUCUAAUCCAGAUCGGUCAGAGAGUUCUUCUGGAAAUAAUAGAUGAUUAUGAGAGAGGGGCGACUGGGGGCCCUGCUGGUGUACUGGACGCGAAAGAGCGAGAAAAAAUAAACAUUGCAACUGAAGUAAUUGUUGAACAUUUGGGUAGAAAGUGGCUUCAAUUUGGAAGAAAACUUGGACUUAAGCACACUCAGCUGGAAGGCAUACAGGAGAAGCACAGCCGUGACCUGGAGGAGCAGGUGAGGGAGCUCAUCAGACAGUGGAUGAAGAUGAAGAAAGAAAACGCCAGAGUGGAGGAUCUCAUCAAAGCUCUUCGGGACUGCAAACAGAACCUCACCGCUGAUCUUGUGGAGAAAAACCUCAAAGACCUUGAUGCACACUAAAAAAAAUAAUCACUGUUCUAUUAUAAAACAACAGAACUUUGGGGUUAAUAAUGUGAAUUUCUUUUCGAACUGCAGAUGAACUGAAUUAAAUUGUGUCUACAGAUCUUUCUGAAUUAAUUGUACACGUAAAUAUUGCUUUAGAUAAUAUAUUUUACAUGAAAUUGCAAGGCAAGAAAAGGAAAUUCUUUGAAUAAGUGACAAAAUCAGUAAAUACAAGAACAGUGUUGUGUUAUGUGUUCUGUAAAAACUGAAAAAUCCUUACGCUUUGCAAGAGUGAAUGAGAACUGUCUAUUAAGACAAAGGAUGUACCACAUUUACAAAGGAAUAAAGGGACUAUGAUGUAUGAUUGAACAAUGUGCCUCAUGACAGGCCUUUCAACUGUUUGAUGAAGCAUAUUUUGAGUCAUAACUUUUACUUAUUCUAUACGUCACGGUAUAGAAAUGCUCAAUCAUUAUAUUUACCCAGGUUGUUCCAUCUAAAUCCUACGAUUUAAAUAUUGCACAAAUAGGCUGUCAAAGCAAAGUUCAGUACUCGUCCUCAGACUGCCUCACAGUGGCGUGUGUUCAACAUGUUUCAGUCACCUGACAUGUCUUAUCAUUUGGGAACAGUUUAUUUUGAGUCAUCUCUGCUUUGUCCCACACCGGUUGUAUAGGUUGAGUUUCCCAAAAGCAGCCUAAAUGGCUUGUAUCGAGACCACUGGUGCCAAUGGUUUCUACUUAAAGGCUGGAUGGCACUACACGAUUUUUAAAACCUGAACAAAUAUUAAAACUAGGUAUCAUUCAUUUGCAGACAUUGUAAAUGUUUAUAAGAAAAACUGGGCAUCAUAUACUAAAUAACACAAACUCACACAAAAGCACAAGUCAUUGCUGAGAGACACAACAAAUGAAAACAAUUGUUUUAAAAUGGCUCGGAAUUUCAUGUUUAAUGUUCUCCAACCGGACAGAUUCAUAAUCUACAGCUAAAACAAAACAAAACACUGACUACAUGAUUUUCAGUGAACUCUAUCAACUCAGACCGUCCAAAAUCUUCAGACUGGCUCUGACUCAAUUCCUCCAGACUGCAAAUGGGGGCAAUAAUUCAUUCGGCGUUUAGCUUUAUGAUGCUUUUGGGAAACACAACCCAGGUCAGUUAGAACAGUUGAGCUCAAAUUUUGCUAUGAAUUCAUAAACCGAGCUCAUGUAACGGUUCUUGAUGCUUAGAUUUGAUGUUGCUGCUUUAUAAUUCAUCUAUUUGCUGUUUUUGUUUGUCAGUGUGUACAUCUAUGCAUGUGUACAGCAAUGCAGAUCUCCAGUAAAUUUCCAGAAUUGCAAUACUUUUAAUAAUAAAUCUGCUCAUAUCUCUAAAAAGCCACAAAAUAUUCAGUGCAAUAGUGUUUGAGUUCAACUAUU